GAGGAGGAGGAGCCUCCAGCUCCGAGCCCGAAAGCUAAAGCAAAAGGCCGCGCCUCCAAAGAUGAGGAGCCGGCGGGCAAAGCUAAAGCUAAGGCAAAGGCUAAGGCUAGCCAGAAGGCCAGCCAAGAAGAGGCGUCCACCUUGCCUACUAGUCUGGAUGACAUCACUCCUGCAGAUGGCGAGAUCUUCUACGAAGAUGGUGAGUGGAGUGUGGAGUACGCAAAGUCUGGCCGCUCAACGUGCAGAAUCUCUCAGGAGAAAAUUCCAGCCGGGGUUCUCAGGUUCGGCAAAACGGUAAAGUCCGACUCAUUCGAUGGCAACAUGACCAUAUGGUACCAUGCCGCUGCCCUAUUGUCGGGGAACAUCCUGCCAAGCUCGGUGAACAUAGUCUCGGGAUUUUCGAGUCUGAAGCCCGCUGACCAGAAGGCCAUCGCGAAGAUCAUCCCCAAAGGGGAGGGCGCAGGAGCCAGUGAUUCAAAGCUGGCCACGCAGGGCAAAAAACUGCACGAGGUCUUAGACGUCUUGAAUCAGAUGCAGCCGAAGCAGCUCGGCGAGAUGGCAGCUUUGAACAACUACCCUUCGCAGAAGCUGCAUGUUUCUAGCACCUUGGCGCAGCUGUGCGCAGAUGGCAUCUUAUUUGGUGCGACGCAGCCUUGCGAGGUCUGCAAGGAUCACGGAAGGGCCGGUACCAUCCUCCUGGAUGGAGAGGUGUACAAAUGCACCGGAUGGAUGACAGACCACUUGAAAUGUGAUUUCCAGACCCAGAGCCCGGGGCGCGACAUGUGGCAGCUAACCCCGGCAGCCGAACAGGCAGCAAACGGCAAGCUGGGCAAGCUGAAGCUGAAGGUGGGAACCCGACUCUUCGCCACGAAGAUGUCCGCGGAUGGCACAAUGCCCUCCCAGUCGAGCUCCAGCUCGCAAGCAAGGCCGCCCCUGCUGAACUUGAGCGUCUACGUGUCCAAGGACUUCUCAGCUGACGAGAGGAAGGAGAUUGAAGGGCUCGUGAAGUCUCACAUGGGCAAGAUCUGCACGACCAUUACGAAGGCAACGUGCUUCGUUGUGUCCUCCCCCGAGCUUAUUCAAUCGGACACCGAGGAAAAGGAGGCAGCCAAGAGUGAUGGUGUCCCUGGGGUCGAGAAGAGCUUCCUUGACAACCUGAAGGCCGGAACCACCACCGACAUGACUGCGCAUCUACUCUGGGGUGAAGCACCCCGCAUGUUCAGAGCCAUCGCAGAAACGGGCACGGCUAAGACUGUUGAAAAGGAAGGCGUUGCAAUGGACACAGACAUUGGAGAGCUGAUCGAACGAGCUCAUGUGCUGAUCGACAGGCCGAAGAACCGCGUGUACAGCGAGACCUUGAGCCUCACGGACAUGACCUCGGGCUCCAAUUCCUUCUACAAGCUUUAUGUGCUGGAGUCUGACAAGGACUCCGGCGGCAGCUGCUACUGGGUGUGGAGGAAGUGGGGUCGCAUAGGUGUGAGCCAGGGUGGCACGAAGCUUGAGGAGUUCCAUUCCGACCAAGCAGCAGCCGUCCGGCAGUUCAGCAAGCUCUAUCUCGACAAAACUGGAAACACUUACGGCCACAAGCCCUCGGAGUUUGUGCAGAAGCCCGGAAAGUUUAGCCGCGUCGAUGUGGCACACAAGGCAUUGCAGAAGAAGAAGCAGAAGACCGACGAAGAGGAGCCCGAACCGUCACAAGACGAAGUUCAGGACGGCCAGCCUUUGGGUCAGCUGUCCAAGGCAGCUGUCGAGAAGGGAAACGCUGUCCUUGACAAGAUCGAGUCCAUUCUGUCCGAGGUUGUGGAAGGAGCCCCACUGAGCCCGGUCCAGAAGGGGAAGGUCAAGGCUGAAUCCGCGGAGUUCUAUGCCCUCAUUCCGCACAACUUCGGCAUCAAGGCACCUCCGCCAAUCGACACACAGGACCUCCUCGGAGCUGAGCGUGCCCUCCUCCAGUUCUACUUGCGCAUGGGUUUCGAGGAGAUCGGCGGAGGAGAAGACGAGGAGAAACUCACACCGAUCUCCGGAGUCAUGCAACUUGAGCUGCCGGGCACGCUGCAAGAGGGCUGCAAGGGCAUUUGUGGCAAGAAGGAUGUGGAUAGCUGCACCAAGAAGGGCAAGGUUCUGGAGAAGAAGAAAGCUGGCAAGCCACUGAAGCCAAUGGACCAUGAACUGUAUGGAGCCAUUCUGAUGUACACCGGCAACGCCAUCUACCAGGCUCUAAACAAGGCCCUGCGCGACGAAGAUCGAGACAAGGUCGGCUCCUACUUCCCGUACCUACGCAUGCUUUUCGAGGCCUGUGGCAGGCUCCCAGUUCGAAAAGUUACUCUCUGGCGCGGAGUUGGAGUUGACCUCUUUGACCAGUACAAGGUUGGCAGCACCAUCACAUGGUGGGGUGUUUCAAGCUGUACCUCUGACGAGAAGGUCGCAAAGAACUUUGCCAGCGGCUGCGCAGGACCGUCAACGCUCCUAACAGUUGAGACGCAGACGGCGUGUGAAAUUUCCGAGUUGAGCUUCUACUCCAACGAAGCAGAGAGCAUCUUGCUUCCCGGCACCCAGCUCAAGGUCCUCGAUUCCUACAAGAAGGGGAAGACCGCUUUCAUCCGCCUCCAGGAGGUUGGCCGGCAGGUAGGAUGA
Symbiodinium sp. CCMP2456 is the source of this 2634-nucleotide messenger RNA. The record is from the annotation of a GenBank genome assembly. Lineage: Eukaryota; Dinophyceae; Suessiales; Symbiodiniaceae.